Molecule: messenger RNA, 3446 nt
Organism: Vombatus ursinus (common wombat)
Lineage: Eukaryota; Metazoa; Chordata; Mammalia; Diprotodontia; Vombatidae
Gene: TPD52L1
Product: TPD52 like 1
Exons: 7
Coding region: 91-705 (204 amino acids)
Biological process (GO): positive regulation of apoptotic signaling pathway; positive regulation of MAP kinase activity
Cellular component (GO): cytoplasm
Source: RefSeq, a predicted model, not a curated record
UCCCCUCGCUCCCCGCACGUCUCCUGGGCUUUAGGCAGGGCUGCGACGGCUCCUGGCUUCUUCCUGAGCUGAGCGCGCGGCCCCGACACCAUGGAAGGGCAGGCACGUGGUUUAUUGGAGACUGAUCCACUGCAUGAACCUGAUGAAGAAACCAUCUCUCAUAUUGACCUCAGUAGUAUGAUAUCCGAAGAAGAAAGAGAAGAGUUGAAAACUGAACUAGUUAAGCUAGAAGACGAAAUCACAACUUUACGACAAGUGUUAACAGCCAAAGAAAAGCAUCUGGUGGAAAUAAAACAAAAACUCGGCAUGAAUCUGAUGAAUGAGUUGAAACAGAAUUUUAGCAAAGGCUGGCAUGAAAUGCAGACUACGACUGCCUACAAGAAAACACAUGAAACUCUGAGCCAUGCAGGGCAGAAGGCAACUGCAGCUUUCAGCAACGUGGGCACAGCCAUCAGCAAGAAGUUUGGAGACAUGAGUUAUUCUAUCCGCCAUUCCAUAAGUAUGCCUGCUAUGAGGAAUUCUCCUACUUUCAAAUCAUUUGAGGAGAGGGUUGAGACAACUGUCACAAGCCUUAAGACGAAAGUAGGAGGCACCUCCAGUGGAGGGAAUUUUGAAGAAGUGCUCAGUUCCACAGCCCACGCAAGCGCACAGAGUGCUGCAUCAGCCCCUCGGGUACCUGAGAAAGAAGGGGAGCUUCGGUGCUAAAGAGGCCCAGGGGGACCAUGCUACAGCCUGAAGCUGCCACCCUGUCCAUGCUAUGGGUUCUGUCACUUUUCUCAUAGCCAGAUGUGAAGGCCAAAAAGCCUCUCUACAGUGUUGUACUUUUGAAAAAAAUUCCAUCCAUAUUUGUACUUAAAAACAAACCAUUUAGUCAUUGUGGAUGCAGGAAACAUGCCCGGAAUGUGAUGCUCAGAAUGUUCUAAAUUUCUCUAAUUAGCAGAUAUGCAACUGGCCACAGCGCCUUUCUGCCAUUCCAAGUGCUAACCUUUUUGUCCUGUUGGUUUGCUUUGCUUUCCUUUUUUGUUUGGCUAUUUCAGCAUGUGCCUGUGUGUCUGUUGCUGUGUGGGUCCUUAAAACCCCACUGCACUUUUUUUUUUCCCUCUGGGCACAGUCCAGUAGACAGUGGAAUUGCUACUUACGUACCCAUUUUCAGCUAUAUGAAGUAUACCAAAUGUCCACUCAGCUACUUGUGUCCUCCCAGCCCUGGCACAUAUGUAAACUGUUGUUUACGUGUAAACUGGUUAUUUAAGGGAUUAGCAAAAUGAUUUUGAAAGUACGAGGCUUUUUUGAUUUUUAAACUUUUUUCAAGUAUACAGUUAUCUUGGAAAUCUCAUUUCCAAGUUUAUUUUCACUUCCAUUCCUGGGCAUGAUAAAAGAUAUACGUCAUUAUGCUAUGAUUUUUCAGCCACCCUGAGCUACUUUUAUAGAAUCUGCAGUUCUGAAAUCUUCUAUAAUCUACUUAUUCAGGUCAAAGGGCAGCUGUUUCACUUCAAAAAUAGGCUAUUUUCCAUGGGGAAAUAGAGGAAGUAUAGUUCUAUGACCCCUUGAUCCCAGUAGUAUUAAAUUAAUAUAAUAUCAACAUCAGAUUUCCUAGAGUAAAUUAAAUGCCUGCUAACUACUGUUAUACUUUCCUUUUGUCCCCCUCUAAUGGAAGUUAUAUGCUUUUCACUAAAAUAUCCCCCACCUUAAUUUAUGACUGCAGUAUAUUUAAAAUUUUCCAGUUUAGAAAAACUAUAUAAAAAGGAUUAAAAGUUUACUAAUUGGUGAAUUUUUUUCAUUCAGUGCUAAUUAGAGAUGGGUAUAUAAUCUGCAAAAUAAAAUCAGUGAUUGUUAACAUGUAAUAAUCAGGCUGUUUGGGGUAUACACAUCUGUGUGACUGGUACUUUGCUGUAAGGAUUUAGGGCCUCAGUCCUAAACCAGUCAGGAGUGUAUUAUGUACUCGAGGAUACUGCCAAAAGGAACAUGGCAUAUUUUCCACUUUAGUUCCUUUCAGCCUAUCAUUCAUAACUCUAAGCUUCUUAACUUUUAGUGCUUUUUAUGAAAGUGUAGGAAAGUUCAUGUUUUCAUAUCAAAUCAGUAAAAUGUCAUUAAUUUGACUCUUUAAUUCAACCAGAGCAGGGCUGGGGUUUUUGUUUACACUAUUUAUCAGCAAGAUUCAAGGAGUACUUAAUUUACUUAGGGGAAUGAAUUGUUUGUAAGGACUCUAGCACAUUAACUAUUCCCAAUUCAUUCAACAUUAAUUAAGCACCUUAGCUGUGCAAGUCACUGUACUAACUGCUGAGGAAUUUACAAUCUAUGGAUGCUACUAAUUAAAAUCCACUAUUCAUUAAAAUAGGAUCUUUCCUCAGCUACAUGGUUAGCAGUUACUCCGAUUCCCAUUAUUUAUUUCAGUAAUAAAGGACCACUGUUUCUUAAACACCCCCAAUGCAGAGUUUUCACUGGACCCCGCCCUCCAAUUAGUGAGGCUUUGCUAUAUAAACAGCAUAUGGUUCUUCAGCUAACCUUUUUAGCUCCCCAAAUUGUAUUUACAUUUUGAUAACAAUUUAGCUUUAAAAAAAAUCAGACCAGUUGCUUGUCAGAUUGUAGGUUUCAUGUCCUUACUACCUGGUCUCUCAAGGCCUGCCUCCUUUUCUGAACCUCUUCUGCAUGUCUACUGUUGGGUUCUUUACUCCUUACAUCUUAACACAGGUUUUUCUUGAAACACAUAUACAUAAAAUGCCUUUUUCUUGUGCUUGCUUCUUAGAAUGUUAUAUAAAAAAUUUAAGUUAUCCUUUUGAAAAUACGAAAAGCUAAAGUACAUCUGGCCACAAACUUCACUUUCACUAAAAAUCAAAAUUACAAUUCAAUACUUUGUUCUCAAAGUGAUACCCGUUUAAAUAGCUUCAGAUGAGUAAACCUUAAACACACUGCAGAAGCAGACACCUACCAAUUUUUAAAGACAACUCUUGCAAUGGAAAAUAUUAGUCAUAAAGUUAUGUUUCAAUUAUAUUUUAUAGCAUAUGCCCCAUCAAAAUGAUGAGUUAUGCCAGCAAAGUACCUGGCAUCCACACUGAAUUGUGUAUCUCCCUAUAAAUCUGAUCCAGAAUCAUAUAAAGUAUAACGACCUGUACACUUUAUUAGAGGAAUUCUGAAAUACUGCACUGUUCACAGUAGUUAAAAUCAAAAGAGUGUUUGUGGCCCAAGAUACUUUUUUUUUUUUUCCUGUACUCUUCGUAGUUUCAAAAUUUUCUGUCAACUGGAACUUUUCAAGUUCAGUUGCACUAAGGUAAAUAAAUAUGGCAAACUGAAACACGCAUAAAUACCUUCAUCCAUUCAGGAAUUGGUGUCUGAGGAUGAUAAUGGUGAGAGGAAAGUGGUGGGUGGAGGUCAUGUGAUUGGAGUUUUAUGUAAAAUCAUUUCUGCCAAACUAAGUGUUCAAGUAAAAUUUCUAAAUUCUAAUUAAAAUG